UUUACAGAGCAGCCGCUUAUUUAGUUCUGUAGAAAUUGAAAAAAUAUUGACUUUAAAAAUAAUCAAAUAAACGAAAUAAACUUGAAAAUCUAGUGAGUGACAUACCAACAAUAAGGAAAAGUGCAACGCUACAGCAGCAGCAAUUUUAAUAAUAAAGGAACAUUUUUGGAAAUAUCAUCGUUGUUGCGGUGGAGUUAAUUUUGAUGCACAAGCGUAAUAAACUGUUGUCGGUACAGCAGCGGCAAUAGCAAGGCAGCUAAAAAUAUACAUACGUAUACUAUAUACAGAUAGAAGUGGGCUGGAGCAGCAACAGACACAGCCACAGGCAAAGCAAGCCACAGUGAGCAAGUGAAUUUGGACGCGCCUCAUCGCGUUGGUCCGUUAGCGAACAGCCGCAAUUGAAUUCAUAAAGUUUAAAAAUAAAAACCAAAGACUACAAGAAAAAAAUAAUAAAAAUAAAAUAAAGCCAAAGCGGCGUUAAUAAGAAAUCAAUAAGCCAGCGGUGCAGCAAAACAAGAAAAAAUAAUAAUUUUGAGUGUUGAAAAAUAUUUUCCAUUUGUGUUGCAUGUGAGGCUAACGCAAUACUUCCCUAGCGAUAUUGUUGCACAGUGACGUUUGUUCUUUGGCAACAUUUGUACUACAGCAACAUUUGUUAAACGGCAGCAUUUGUUCAACAGCAACAUUUGUUCAACAGCAACAUUUGUUCAACAGCACUAUUUGUUGCGCCAGCAGAUAACUAUUGAAUACCGUAAACUUUGUUUCGCUAGCCAUUUUAUAGCUAAGCAACACUUAUCCUCCUCUCUUCCAACCAACGAAUCCCAUCAACAUUGUGUAUCGACCGAAAUUCGUUCGCGCAAAUUUUACCAAUGUGCGUCUACUACUAGUCACACACGUAGCUCACUCGAUCGAUGUUGUUAACGCUAUUCAGCUUCCUCAUGAGAUUCGUAGACAUUUCCAAAUUGCAGAGCGAACGGUGCAAUUGCACCAACGCCGCGGACGCUUGCCAGAACAAGGUGAAAUGCUGGCAGCAAGCAGCAGUCGCAGCGGCCGCUGCUGCCGCACACAAAGCCAACACAGCUAAUUCGAAUAGCAGCAGCACUAGUAGCGGUUGCGAUAGCAAUGCUUCCUCAGCCUCGGGUGGCAGCUCCUCCAAGGAGAACUACUAUGGUUUGAAUGCAUUACAACAGCAACGUAGGCACCAUCAUCAGCAACCACAACAUGUUGCGCAACAUCACAGCAUUACGCCAGAGCAGUUACAACAAAUUCGCUACUAUCAGCAGAUGCAACAGCAGCAAUUACAAUUAUUGCAACAACAACUGCUGCAACGUCGUCGACUGCAACAGCAUUUGCGCGAACAGGGCGUAAAUGUGGGUGUGCGGGCGCGCAAUAACAGUGAAGGGAAUGGCAGCGCCACAGCAGCAGCUACUCAGCCAAAGUUGAGUGCUACCACCAAAUCGCCGGCGCUCACCUGCAAUCAGCAAUACUUGAUACAACAGCGACUGCAGCAGCAGCAGCAAUUACAACAACAACAACAACAUCUGCAACCACAAUGGCCGCGUAACAAUUAUAAUUAUAAUGUGAAUAAUCAAUAUAACAACAAAAAUACCAACACCAACAUCAACACCAGCAACGGCAACACGCUCACCGACAAUGACAUACUCAACAACAAUGGCGAUUUUGGCGAUAUUUUUAAUGACUUUGACGUUGGAUACCAAAAAGGACAAAAAUUCCGUCGUGGCAUGACAGAAUUCUCAACAAACAACGACAUCAACAACAAAUCACAUCUAUCACAACCGCUUCAAAAUUCACCACGUCAUUUCGCUCACUCUCAAACGAAACAAUACCCUCAUCAACAAAAUCUUUCGCAACAACCACAUCCUAAUUCACCACAACAUUACGCAAAUAGUAACAUAAAUCAGCAUUUUACUUACGCUUUCCAGCAAACGCAUAAUAACAGGCAUAAUCAGCAAACGCUUCCUUUAAAUUCUUCUGCAAAUACAUUUACAACAACAUCAAAUAUCAAUAACAUUACAAACAAUUCAUCAUCACCCACAUCUGCGGCUCAAUCGCCAUUGCAUUAUAAGAAUCCAUUGAAUAGCCCGAAUAAUUCGCCAUUCGCUUUCGCCUACAACAACUACGGCGAGCGUGAAACACAAAACGGCCGACAACACCAGCAACAACAGCAGCAGCAGCAACAGAAGAGGAGCAGCUCAACGGCUGCCACGGCUCAGCAACAUCAAUUGCAACAGCAUUUGCGCAGCAGCAAGACGUUGCCGCUUCUAACGCAAACUCAAUAUCAGCAGCAUUUGAAUGAUUUGCUGCUGCAGCAACAACACUUGCAAAAGCAUCAGCAACAGCUGCUCAGCGCCAAGGACGCCGACGACGAACUGAGCGAGGAGAGUCUGAAGCAGAAUGUUGCAAUAGUACUGAACAAUUUGGAUCGGUACAAUAACGCGUUGCGCAGCAUCAUACUGAAUGAGCAAGUGAGUGGCCAGAGCAGCGUGCUCAUUGACGACAGCCUGCUGGUGGAGAGUUUGGGUGCGAAUAAUAAUUUCCUGUUGAAUAGCGGCAAUACAAUGGCUGCGCCAGCAACACCCGAAUCGGAUUACAAUAGCAAUGCGACAACGCCUGGUUCGCGCCACAGCAUGCCGCUCGAUAGCAACAUGUUGCAGCAGCAUCAGCAUUUGGUAGGUUUGGCCAACGCAGCGGCUGCGGCCACAGCAACGGCUUGUGGUGGUGGUAUUGGUGGUGGGUUAGGUGUUAGUAAUAAUGUUAAUGGUGGUGGUGGUGGUGGUGGCUACUUGGGCAACAAUGUUGCCGGCAACAAUUUAAACUAUUCGAUUGCUUCUUCACAUGAUUUCACUCACGAUAAUUCCGAUUAUCAGUGGCUACUAGACUGUGACUAUCGGGAUGGCUGCGGCAGUGGACUACAGCGCAGCAUUUUCUCAUCGCUAGCGGGCUCCUAUAAUGGCGACAUAAUUUUCUACAAUGACUUCUCCAAAAAACUGGAUGCUAACCUUGCCGAAGUAGAUAUGGAGAGCUUUCGUGCCGAGGACAUACUACUCCAUAUGCCAUCGUAUUGCAAGAAUAUGAGCAAUAGCAAUCGUCUGCAACAAUCGUUUCUCAUGCAGCAAAAUAUGUUGCCUCUAACGGCACAGCAACAGGGUGGUGGUGGUGGUGGGGGUGGCGGCGAUAUAGGUGGAGGUGUUGGCGGCAGUGCCAAUCAUCUAUCACAAACUUCGCUCAUCUCCAACAAUGAGCUUAUCGAUAAUUCGAUUUGCAAGUCAGAGUUGCUCUUCUCGCCGGUAAAAGAAUCGCACUUAUCGGCCGAUUCGCUAGAUAUGGAUGCGUAUCCGGAGAAUGAGGACAUUAUAUUGACGUGCAAGGCGAACAAGGACAACUACACAAUCGCUUUUGAGGGAAGCGUACUGUACUCUGAUGACAGCUUCUAUGCUGAACCCUCGGAUAUUGCCACAAGGAACAGACAGAAUUUCAUAAAUUUGCAUAGCAAUCUUGAGGAUAUCGUUAAGCGCAAAGCUUUGGAUGUCUCGAUGUCGCGAUCUGAGCAGGCCACAGCUGUGCGCGGCAAGCUGCAGAAGAGUAACACUACACAACUGCAAAGAUACCCUUCGGGCAAUAACAACACCGCCGCUAACAACAUCAUUGUGGCACAUAUACAACACGCACCGAACUGCUUGGUGCGUAAAAGUCGCAGCCUUCCAAAUCUGCGCGAGCACAAAGAUCCAACCGCAAUGGCUUGCAGUAGCAUUGAGGAUACACAACAGCAACAGCAACAGCAACAUAUACAACAACAGCAGCUGAAUGUUUCACAGGCGGUUAGUACGUCCAAUAUGGAGUGCUGCAAGACGUCACGUAAUUUGCUUCCCAUGUGCCAGAUGCCAAUCUCUUCUAAUUCCAUAAUUGCCUCCAUUACGUCGGAGCGCCUAAAUACGGUAGAACAAUUGCAGCAGCAACAUCACCAACAUCAGCAACUGCAGCAGCAGUUACAGCAACAACAUCAGGUUGGCGCCCAGCAGCGUCACAAGCACCGCUGCUCUUGUAUGCCAUCAAAUGCCACCACCGUCGCCGUUGCCGCUGCCGCUGCCGCCACAAAUAGUCACAAUUGCGCUGCAGCGCAAAAGCAUGCACCUAUUUCGGGUUCUGCUUCGUCGGGCAGCUCGAAUCCUCCCGCCUUCAAUCUAGUCAAACUAUUCAUCAAGCAAAAGAGCAAUAACUCCGCCACAGAUGAUCAGCUGAUCAGCACCCAUACCUGCAUGGAUGUGUCGUCCGGCUGUUGGCCGUCGAGCGAUGCGGCCGGUUCGAGUAGUAGCUCGUCGCUGGAGCAGCGGCUGCGGAAGAAGAGCAUGAACGAUUCGGGCAAGGGGUCGGCACUGAGCAGGCACGACGAGGAUGAGGAGCAGCUGUGCGCGCAAGUGCGCGGCACAUGCGAAACGGCAUUCCAUACAGAUCAGCAUCACAUCCCCGCCGGCCAUCCCACACCAACACGUCGUCAUUUGCGUAUACGCAACGAUGCCGUUUUCUACGAUGAGGAUCCAAGCUCUAGCUCAAGCGGUUCGUUAACGGCGACCAACUCGCCUGCGCACCGACGUCGCAGCAUGCCACUGCGUCAUCCCCAAUUGUGCCAAUUGGCGACACAACACAAGGACGUCGGCACGGCAUGCAGUCUGCAGUCGUCCGAAGGUAGUCGCAGCAAUUCGGAGCAACUUACGCAAGUAUAUGUGUCGACUGGCACCUCGUCUGCUACGCUGGAGCGGCAACGGUCGCGUUGUGAGGGCGCACAACCCACAGUGUCAGCAGCCUCAAGUUCGGAGCUGAUCUCGCGCUCCAUGCAAACUUCGUGCGGCUCAGCAAGUACGCGCAGCAGCUUGAGCGAUCGCUUCCGAUUUGUGCCGCCAUCCUUCUUGGCGAAGCUCAACAAUCUGGGCGAGGAGCAACAGGCGCCAAUCUAUGUCAUAUAUCCAAAUUAUGCGUUGCCUGAUUUGGGUUUCGUGCAGACCAAUUCAACGGCCGAUGUCAUUUUCUCGCCAUUCAACUACAAAAUGGCUGUUGGUGAAAAUGAUGGCUCGAAUUCGAUGUCGUCUCUUAAGAAACGCUUUAGCCUGAAUAGCAACGAUGACGAGAUACUCAAAGCCAUGGACUACAAACACGUAGUGGAUUGGCAAUCGUUAGCGACACUCUUGCCGACUGAUUAUCGGCGACGUUUGAAACACAUUCCCGAGGUGAAUAGCUUGCUGCCCGACUUGGACGCUGAGCUAUCACAGCGUCCGCUAUUUUGCAUGACUCCUCCCAUACGACGCAAUCGACCACACAUCUGUGACUGCGCGCAUUACUUCCAACAACAACGGCAGCAGCAACAACAGCAGACUCAGCUGCCCACCGGAGAAGAGGGUUCGUCGAGCUCUGCCUCUAGUCAACAACCCAGUUCUGGUUAUCGUGGCUCGUCCACUCUCCUAGCCGACUCUGCAGACUUGGAGAACGCCGAUCCCUUAAAGCAAAUGUACGUAUAUCAGUAUGAGCAGCAACGCAUGGACUCUGGCGUUGAAAUGAGUCCCGCAGCUGGCAAAACGCCACCUCAACCGAUGCCACGCGGUAUUUUGCGCAAGUCUUCAUCACAUUCAGCAAAUCGUACGAAACGUAAUUCAAUGAUUGAGGGACACCAAACUAAGUUGUCGAAGCAAGAAAAACGCCGUAGUCUACAAGAGCCCCCCUACCAACAUGCAGUCGGUUCGUCAGAGGAAUUAAGUGAAGUAUUUGAGGAGGAGGCCGAUCUGUAUGCCACGCCACAGCCGCGACAGGAACGUCUAUCACGUAAAGAUUUAGACGCACGCAUGCGUUUCCUUUCAUCGCUGCCGCGGUCUGAACUUAAAUAUUUUGCUGAAAUAGCAGCAAUAUUAGAAUCGUCUACCGAAUUUCAAGUAGCCUACGAUCCGGCGGCAUUGAAAAAGGAAGUUAGUCGUGCGCUAAGUCAGCAGAAAAAAGUUUCUUUCAAUGAUAUUCACACGCUGACCGAGAACGAAGAAGAAGGUGACAUGAGUGCGCAGCAACAGCGGCAGCAACAACCAUUGCUGCCACCAGAAGCACGACAACGCUUCACAACGCCACCCAACUCACCGAAUAUUUCGGUAGCGGGCAUGCGUGGUGGUGAGACAGUACCACGACGCUCCUCUCAAAUGGAACAGCAUCAAACGGCCAAGCGGCUGGCGGCACUUGACGAGCAAGAGAAACGUAAGAUUGAAAGUAAUCGCUUUAAGCGGCUACAGAUACAAUGGGAACUGAUGAGCAAAGACUCGACGAUGUUGAAGGAAUUGGCUAGCGCACAAGAGACGAAGAGCGGUGGCUCCACACCGACUGCAACGGCAACAUCGGCGACCACAGCAGCGGCGGCAGCGGCAGCAGCUAAUGCGGCGCACAAGUCGCGUAUACCGCGACCAGUCAGCUAUCCAGCGGGAAAAGCAAGAAAUGCUAAUUGCAACACGAAACCCGUUAUGAAACCGCUCGAAAAAGCUAAAACCACUAAACUAAGUAUAUCUCCAAAAAUUACCAGAAUAAGCACACAAGAAGCAGAUGGAAAGACAACACGUUCACCUAGUCGUAUUGUGCCACCGAAGCGAUACAGCAUGACAGCUGGAACUGUUGGUGCACCAGUGGCGACAACAGCAACACCCGGUGGCGCUACGAGAGCGCGUACGCCCACAAGUCGAGUGGCAGUGACAGCGCCAAAUACACCCAAGCGACGAAUGCAGUCACCAAGAACAAUACAGCGCGUGCGAUAAAGAACGAGCUGAGUAGCUAUGCCGCAACAAAAAACAAAUACAACACACGAACAUGUGAAAACAUUACCACAAAACAAACAAAAAAAAAAAAAAAUUAAUUUAUGUUUCUACUAAAUGCAUAGUUUUGGAACUGAUUUCUUCUAGUAUAGGCUGAAUGUGAAGAGAAAGAAUGCCGGCAAAUGCAAAGGAAAGUUGUAUUCAAAUCAUAAAGAAAUCAUUUGAAAUGCGAUAUAUGUACAAGCAAGAAGUGCGAAAAACACCAAGAAUACCAAAUACUUAAACAGCAUAUGGUAAAAAUUCAGAUAAGAAUCCCCUCAGCAUUGAACCGUGUUGGCUGUUACUUGGGCGUAAACCAAAAAGCGAGCGCUAAGAAAACGAAAACAAGCGGUUUACUGCAAUCGUUAAAGAAAUCGUGAAAUGCUAUGCGACUACAUUUGUACAUAUACAUACACGUACAUGCGUGCGAAGGAAUGCACCUAAAGUGAUAUUUCAUGAAAAGAGCAAAGUGAAGACGUAUCGAUGGAUGGAUGGCAAGCGUUGCGACGAUAUGCCUCUAGUAUUUCCUUAGUUGCUUAUCAACUAGUAUAGAUUUAAACAGCUAAAUCAAUGAAUAUUUAAUUUAUCGUUUUUUCUUAUUUAAGUCUAAUACAAAAAAA
Messenger RNA from Rhagoletis pomonella (apple maggot), 7450 nucleotides. RefSeq lists its product as uncharacterized. The record is from RefSeq and is a predicted model, not a curated record. Lineage: Eukaryota; Metazoa; Arthropoda; Insecta; Diptera; Tephritidae. Gene Ontology annotation, molecular function: transcription cis-regulatory region binding. Bases 909 to 6794 code for a protein of 1961 amino acids. Gene Ontology annotation, biological process: regulation of transcription by RNA polymerase II. Gene Ontology annotation, cellular component: nucleus. The transcript has 6 exons.